This is a messenger RNA of Colossoma macropomum (tambaqui), 2998 nucleotides long. RefSeq lists its product as uncharacterized. Gene Ontology annotation, molecular function: double-stranded telomeric DNA binding. The coding region runs from base 349 to 1761 and encodes 470 amino acids. The record is from RefSeq and is a predicted model, not a curated record. Gene Ontology annotation, cellular component: nucleus. NCBI's taxonomy places the organism in Eukaryota, Metazoa, Chordata, Actinopteri, Characiformes, Serrasalmidae. The transcript has 11 exons. Gene Ontology annotation, biological process: positive regulation of DNA-templated transcription.
CCACUUCCUGCCUGAACUCGUACCCGGGUGAGGGGUCAGUAAGGCUGGGACUGCUCGCCGUAGACCGAGUGAUAUUACACCGCAGCAUCCCGGGACAAUGUGACCCUUCCCCGGAUCACCUUCAUUAGCUAGCUAGUCGGAGGCGGCUGAAGUGCAGCAGGCGAGGCGAGAGAGUGUGAGCGAGCGAGCGAGCGAGCGAGCGCCUGGGCGGCUGGGCCAGCGUUUACCCCGCGGAGAGGACUGCCUGCACAGCCGACCCUCGGCUUCCUCCCUCCGGCGGCAGUGAGCUGGCAGCAGCACGGGGAGCUGAAGGCGACGUCCCUCGGCCCGUGUGGUGACUCGUCGACCAUGCGGCAGUGGUGCCUCCCUGCUGUGGCUCCACGCACCGAACCGCUCCCGACGGGCAGACCCUCACCUCAGCUCUCAGAUGCCAGGAUGGAGUGUUGUGAUGUGGAGCCGCGCUACACGAUCGAGCAGAUCGACCUGCUGCAGCGGCUGAGGCUCUCUGGGUUGACCAAGCCUCAGAUCAUCCAAGCGCUGGAGUCUCUAGAGAGACUGGAUCCAGACCACCGUGGCACUUGCUGUGACAAUCACUCAGCCCCACCCAAUGCUCCUACCUCUGGGGCCCCAGCCGCCCCCUCUUCAUCUUCCUCCUCAUCUUCUUCUCUCACCUCAGCUACCACACAGACCCCUGUCCUCGAUGCUGCGCUCUCACCCAGCAAUAGCUACGAUGCUUCACCUCCUCCCCUGUACCCACCCAGCGGAGUUCAGAGGUCGUUCAGUUAUGACAUGGCGGAAGAGGACUGGGAUCUGGAAGAGAAGGUGGAGGAGUACAUGAGGAGGGACAGUAACCUGGUGAAGGAGGAGAUCAAGGCUUUUCUUAAUAACAGGAGGAUCUCUCAGGCUAUUGUUGGACAAGUCACAGGUAUUAGUCAAAGCUACAUCUCCCAGUGGCUUCUGCAGCAGGGUCUGGAGAUGAGUGACUCCAAGCGCAGAGCCUUUUACCGCUGGUACCUCUUGGAACGUAACAGCCCAGGGUUCAGAUGGAGUGAAAACCAGCAAGCUCAGGGCCCCAGGAGCAGGACUGACACCCCCUGGAGUAGACAGAGAGAACUACUGAUGCAUCUGCUCCCCUGGUACUCUGCACACCAGUCCCAGCCAGGUGCUACUCUGUCCAUGCGCUCCCUGGUCAAAGAGGAACCUGACUGGAGGGUUGCUGGUAGCCCUGGAGACAGGGUGGCUGUAGGGGGGCCUUUCAGACUACGAAGGGGCAGCCGCUUCACCUGGAGGAAAGAGUGUCAAUCAAUCAUGGAGAGUUUCUUUAUAGAGAAUCAGUAUCCCGAUGAAGCCAAGAGAGAGGAGAUUGCCAAUGCCUGCAACUCUGUCAUCCAAAAACCUGGGUGCAAGCUUUCCGAGUUUGAGAGAGUCACUGCGCUCAAAGUGUAUAACUGGUUUGCCAAUCGCAGGAAGGAGAUGAAGAGACGUGCUAAUAUAGAGGCUGCAAUUCUUGAGAGUCACGGGAUAGAAGUGCCAAGCCCCAGCUGCCACUCAAAUGGUGAAGAGCUAGAAAACCAGGAGUUUGGGGAUCAGGUUGCGAAUCAGCGAUUCUCUGAGCAGGAAGAGCUCUCUCAAAGAAAGGACAGUGUGCCAGACGGAGCCACGUUGCCUGCAGUGGAAGUAGUGCCUCUUCCAAGCCCUUCCUCUCAACACGUGGAUCAGAAGCUGGAUGAAUCCAAAAGGGAGGCCACCGAUGAGGAGUGAGCAUCAGGAAGAGUCAGCAUCUUGUUUGAAGUGGUCUGUGCCGCUUAGUGCCACUCUUACAAAUGUUUGCGAAUGACAUCGGAAACAGGCCAGACACCAAAUUUUCUGGUGCCUCUAGUGAUAUGGAGGCAACUGUAUGUAUCUACAGUAAUCAUGCUUGUAGUAAUGGCAAUAUUUAUCUCUAUACACUAUAUUGUGCAUUCCAAGACGGUCUUAAUACAUCUUUAAAGAGGGAAAGAUGGUUAUGGUGCAAAAUGGUAACUCUCCACUUCAUGCUAAAGCCCCUUAUUCUCUUCUUUAUUCUCAAGUAUUACAAUUUAACAAAUUGCAGAAACCUUAUACAAGAGGAAGCAGUGUGAGAGGAACCUGCAGGACAGGUAUUUGGAUGUGGUGAUGGGGUGCACUAAAUUAGUGGAGAUUGUAUGAACGCAGCCAGUGUUUCAGUCUUCUUAGUCACAUGCAAUAGUGGACAGCUACACAACCUGAACACCACCACCAACUCAGGUAAACACAUAUUUGGGAAGGGAGGAGUGGAAGUGGCCCCAUGUUCACUCACCUUCACUUGGGUAUUGGGAUUUUAUGUCUCAAGGCAACAUUAUCAUCUGUGUUUAUAUGUCUGUCUUUGGUUUUUUUUUUUUUUUUUUUCUAGUAAGCAAAGCUAAAAGAUUUUCUUUAAAUAUGAUCUAUACAUAAUCGCAGAUGAUCAUGACUUUUCACUCUUUUUAUAUUAACCACUACUUCAAGCCUUUCUCUACCCAGUCAUUUAAGCUAUUGUGACCUCUGACUGGUAUUUGGGCUCUAAAAUGCUUCAUUUUUUUAUCUUGCUUAUGGUUUGCUUUAAGCACUACUAUUACUUCCAUAAGCUAAUGCAGUAUGUAAAGCUACAAAAGGACAUGUAUCUAUGUCAGAUUUAGAAUCUUAUGCAAAAAGCUGCUUAGAGGUGGAUGAUCCACUAUCUUUUGUCCCCGUCCCUUUGAAGCCAAAGCUAUGCCAAGGUAAGCGAUCAUUAACAAAGAGGAAUUUUAAGUGGUCAAAGACUAAUUCAGUUCUUUCUCCGAUAAGUUUAAAGGAACAGGAAUGUGCUUAAAGGUAGUGUGCUCUGAGUCUGGGAAGGUGUUAAGCCACGAUAAUUCAGGCCUCAGCUCUGUACAUCAGAACAAGAAGCAGUGUUGCACGCUGUCAGGGCCCAUCUCUUUCUGCAUUUCCUUGACUUAAAUAAAACCAAUAUACAUAUAUA